This is a messenger RNA of Phaeoacremonium minimum UCRPA7, 1098 nucleotides long. Its product is annotated as putative dimethylaniline monooxygenase protein. Lineage: Eukaryota; Fungi; Ascomycota; Sordariomycetes; Togniniales; Togniniaceae. Bases 1 to 1098 code for a protein of 365 amino acids. The transcript has a single exon. Gene Ontology annotation, molecular function: flavin adenine dinucleotide binding; NADP binding; N,N-dimethylaniline monooxygenase activity. The record is from RefSeq and is a predicted model, not a curated record.
AUGGUCAGUGAUUAUAUUGGGGAAUUGGCAAAGACACAGCAUGUGGUACCGCAUAUACAGUUCUGGACCCGCGUGGAGAGCGCGGUCAAGCCUCAGGGGUCUGCCCAGUGGCAUGUGCGCACCAAGACAUUCAUUAGAGAUGGAGACUCUUUUGUCUUCGACAUUCGAGAGAACCGCUUCGACGCUGUGGUUGUCGCUACGGGGCACUACGAUGUGCCACGAGUGCCCGACAUUCCAGGGCUUGCUACUUGGCAAGCUAGAUUCCCGGGCCGUGUGGCGCACUCCAAGGCCUACAGGACGCCGGACAUGUUCAAGGAUGCCACAGUCCUGGUCAUCGGCGCCGGUGUGUCGGCGUACGACAUCAUCCAUGCUAUUCACUCGGUUGGGGGCCGGACCUAUCAGUCAUCGCGCGAUCCGAAACGGGCCGACAAGGCAAAGCUCGAGGGAUUGCCAGACAGCUGCGAGCGUGUGCCCGGUAUCGAGACAUUUCUGGCCGAGGACACAGGACCCGCCUGGAAGGCGGACAGUGCAGAUCCAGUUCCGGGACGAGUGGUGCUCUCAGGGGGUCGAGAGCUCACGGGUAUUCACUAUGUCGUAGUGGCUACGGGGUACAUUACCACCUACCACUUCCUGGGCGACCUUGAACAACCCACUCUGCCAUUGGACGAGGCGGAUGAGAAGGUCAUCAUCACCGCCGAUGCCUAUACGGUGCACAACCUGCACAAGGACAUAUUCUAUAUCCCGGACCCGACUUUGGCGUUUAUUGGUGUGCCUUCGGAGGCGUCGACAUUCUCACUCUUUGACUUUCAAGCGAAGGCUUUGGCAAAAGUAUUCACCGGGCAGGCCCAAUUACCGUCCCGAGAAGACAUGGCAAAGUUGCAUCGGGAGCGGAAGUUGGCUCUGAAACCAGGGAAGAAGCUCCACGGUCUGGGCUUGGGGGAUGUCGAGUAUGCGAAUGACAUACUGGACUGGAUCAAUGGCGAUCUGCAGAGUGCAGGGUUGCCGCCGAUGACAGGCUAUGAUGAUCGGUGGUUUGAGGGUUUCAAGAGGUUGAGGGAGUCAGUAGCGAGCAUUCGACCGGACGUUGAGCAGGUGUAG